Molecule: messenger RNA, 3447 nt
Organism: Daldinia caldariorum
Lineage: Eukaryota; Fungi; Ascomycota; Sordariomycetes; Xylariales; Hypoxylaceae
Exons: 2
Coding region: 375-2993 (872 amino acids)
Molecular function (GO): protein binding
Source: RefSeq, a predicted model, not a curated record
UUAUAGCCCCAUCACCACAAAGGUGCGUUUAAAUGUUUCUAAAGAACUUAUUAACCCGAUGGUCUAAGAACUUGUUGAGACUAAGACAAGACUUAUACCUACAUCACACCUACCUAUAUUACCCCUACAUCAACCUACACUUACCUACACUUAUCUAUAUCCAACCUACAUUGCCUUACAUUGCCUUACGUCGCCUUACAUAUUUUACCCAUUAACCUACCUCUUGAAACAAUAUCCCGCUUCCAACCCUUCCAACCAACAGCAUGCGAGACCUCUACCUCUAGGCAACAUCUAUGUGACUUGAUUGUCAGCAUCUGACUCGAGCCAACCUGACCUGACCUAACCUAACUUUUUUUUUCGCAUUUAAUAGGGUAAUGCCAGAAGUUCCCGAGAACAUGCAACAAGGCCUUCAACGCAUGGAACUAGAAGCUCGAUCAGUAGAACCGAGAAAUUCAUCGUCGCGAGCACCCGGAUCCGGUUUUGGGCACACUCGCGAACCGUCAUUGUCCACCGUGCUAAACACCAGAGUUAAUAGCUUUGGGCAGCAAUACCAACAAGACCAUAACCCCGCCACUGAUUAUAGUCCCGCAUCCAAUUUCAGCCCGUUCCAGGAAAAACAGGACCGCGCUCCUCAGUUCGAAAGCGACCUUAGAGAUAUGCGCGAAUUACCUUCUUUUUCGCCUUUCCCCAAGGUUCAAGGGGAGCACAUUCCUCCCAGUGACGAGGAGAAGGAGGCGGUACUAGCCGAGAGCCGCCACCAUGUUCUCCAUUCCAACGAUCCCAACAUGCAGAUUUGCUGGGCCCGCGACGUCCUGUCCUACGUCGAGAUAGCUGCCGAGAAUGCCAUUCGUGAAGAGGAGGCCACGCGCAACCCGAAUGACCGAGAGCUACCAAUAAGGACUGCGACGCCCAAGAUUGAACACGAGCUGCGCAUCGACGCUGUUAACAUAAUUAGCUACCUGGCAGACCAAGGACAUCCUGAAGCUUUAUUUAUUAGAGGCAAAUGGCUGGAAUUUGGUAAAUUCGGUAAGCGACAGGAUAAGAAAGAGGCCUACACUUGCUACUCAAAUGCUGCCAAGUCGGGAUGGGGCCGCGCCGACUAUCGCAUCGGUAUGCUGUACGAGAACUCCAACGAUAUGGACAAAGCUUUGCAGCAUUAUCAGCUUGGCCUAUCUGUCAACGAUUCCGCCGCUUCUUAUCGCCUGGGUAUGAUCAACCUCUUGGGCCAACGUGGCCAACCCAAAGAUAUCGUAAGAGGUUUAGACUUGAUCCAUACUGCCGCUGAUACGGCCGACGAAGAUGCUCCCCAGGGCGCUUUUGUGUACGGCAUGUUAAUUGCAAGAGAUCUCCCGGAUAUUGCCAUCCCCGAUGGUAUUUUACAGUUCGACGUCGGUAUUGCCCGACAAUAUAUCGAAAAGGCUGCCUAUCUCGGGUUUGCUAAGGCUCAGCUGAAGAUGGGACAGGCUUACGAAUUGUGUCAACUCGGAUGCGAUUUCAAUCCGGCGUUGUCACUACAUUAUUAUGGUUUAGCUGCCAGACAGGGUCAACCCGAGGCGUGUCUUGGUGUUAGCAGAUGGUUCCUGUUUGGCUAUGAAGGCUCAUUUGCGAAGAAUGAAGCGCUUGCCUUCAAGUACGCUCAGCUAGCUGCUAAAGCAAAGCUACCAACCGGAGAGUUUGCUUUAGGCUACUACUACGAAAUCGGAAUAUCAGUCGAAAAGGAUCUGCGAGAAGCUCGAAGGUGGUACGAAUUAGCAGCGGAGCAUGGUAACAAGGACGCCGUAGAGCGAUUAGAAAGUCUGUCACAAUCUAAGACGUUGUCGAAGAAGGACCACGAGACGACGGCCUUAACUCGAAUUAAGUCGAAGCAUGGCUCGCAAAGGGGUCAAAGGCCCGAGAGAUUCAAGCAACCUAAUAACCCGAUGCCGGCGCUGUCGGAAGACCAAAAUUCGCCCAGGGCGUCGCCUCACCCAUCGCCUAGAGUGCAAAACUUCAACCACACAGAUAUGCCCGACCCAUCCCGACUUGCUAUUAGCGGUGGUAAUCGACCUCCUGCUUUUACUGUUAACCUCUCUGAUCAACAGGCAUCAGCAACCCCGUAUCCAGAAGAUGACAGGCCUCCGGCCUUAUCCGUACGACCAAAGCCAGCUGCUGUACCUUAUCCCGAAGAUGAUGUGGGCGGGAAGCCGCAACUUGCUCCUCUUUACGGUUCAGGUAGUCGAACGCCAACCGGCCCUAUUGCGGAUCGACCGGGGAGUUCCUUUGGGAUCCGCACGGGAUCACCCGGCAACGGUGGUAUGCGCCCAUCCUACUCAGCAGGCCAAUUGCCUAUCCCCCCAGCUGGUAUGGACCCUAACCGUGGUCGCCCAGUUUCCGCUACCUGGGGUCCGCAAGGUCAGCAAGGUCAGCAAGGUCCGCAAGGUCCAGCCGGCUACAGCCCUGGAAUGGACCCAAGAGCUCGCCCCACCACAGGGCAAUUCGAUCAACGACCACCGGCCGGGUAUGAUCCACGACUUGGACCCAACCGACCCACGAAACAGGGACCUCCCCCCGGGCAAUACCCAGCCGGUUAUGGCCCGAGAGAAUCAUCUAUGCAGGCACCUCAUGCUCCUGGUCCCCGGACCGCUACUGCUCCUUACGACCAUAGCGGUCGCGGAUCAGGCCCUUCCUCUCCAACUAUGAGCGGCGGUCUUGGACCUCGUAACAGUUCCAUGCCAGGAGGGGUACCUCAAGGGGGUUCUGGUGGUCAGAGAAUACCAAGUGGCGGCCGAGGAGGCGGUGCGCCGUUGCACGACUACGGUCGUUCAAGUGCCCCACCCCAACAGGCACAAGCCAGGCCCCCAUUGUCAAGCCCACCACCGACUUCUGGCACUCCCAGCUCAGUGGCGUCCGCGCCAGUUUCCAAACCCCCGCCCAAGGUUAGUCAAGGACCUGCUACUUUCGAGGCGAUGGGUAUUCCCCAAGUGAAGCAGAGCGAUGACUGCGUUGUUAUGUAACGGGUCAGGCAUAUUGUAUUGGGCAUAAACUGGGUACGGCUUUCUCACUUCUUAUCAUGAUACCACUUCUGUUGAGAUGCCGACAAACCUUUUUACCUUAGUCAUCAAAGCGGCGGAGUGUAAGAGCGUAGCUGGACUGGAUUAAGUUGUGUAAAGGAGCUGCAUAGUAGGUAGGUAGACGCGGGAUGUCGACGCCGAAGAUUUCUUGCAUGGUAGAUCAUGGCGUUUAUUUGAAGGAGGGCCCUAUAGAUAGAUGGAUAGGCAAAUUUACAUCUGUACGGUCUUGGGUGGGGGAUUAAUCCCUGGUAAAUAUAGCCGUAUACAGGUUCAUCUACAAAUACUUAUCCAAUGAUGGAUCUGUGUUGUGAAUCUUGUAAUUGAGUCGCUGCUGUUGCUCGUGAAAACAUGUAUUGCAUGCUCAAUAGUGGAGGAUAGGGUAUGAAUAAAGGAGCAC